CGGCCCCGCCGCCGCCUCCGCCCGCAGCGCCCGGCCCCACGGCAGCCCCGGCCCCACGGCAGCCCCCAUGCCCCGCCUCGGAGCCAAGGUGUGCCUGCUCCGCUGCACCCUGCUGUCGUCCCUCCUUCUCCUCCUGGUCUGCAGCAUCCAUGAGACGGAGCAGAACAGCUACUGCCAGCAGAUCAUCACAGAGAAGCACCUGGCAGAGCUGGAGGAGCUGGCUGACACCCAGAUGCAGCACCCGGGCAGGGUCUCCUUCAAGUUCAUCAACAAGAUGCAGUUGAAGGACUCUGUUUGCUACGUGAAAGCUGCCUUUCCUCUGCUGGGGAAGAUCCUGGAGCGAACAGAGUUCAAGGAGAACUCGUCCAACGCCAAGAAGAUGCAGACGGUGCGCAGGAUGUACAGCCGCAUCGACGAGAACAUCGACCCCUGCAUCAAGGAGGAGGAUGACGAGGAGAGGAAGCUCUCACAGAUGUGCUUUGAGGAGUUCACCACCUCUCCCUAUGAGAUGCUGGUGCUGGUGAAGCAAUUCUUCCAGGACAUCAACCAGCUGCUGCAAAACCAGGAGACCUUUGAGAAGGAUUGCAGCCAGGUCUACCGCAGGACCUGCUUGGGGCCCAGGAAGGCUGGAUCCUCACCAGGUGUGGGGACGGCUCCUGACUGCAAUUGCCUGUCCCCUGCCCUCCCUUCUGCCACCCAGCCCUCCCCGUCCGCUGCCGCCCGUGCCAGCAGCGAGGCGCCGCCUGCUCUCGCCCGGGUCGGCCUCCUCCACGCCGACUCCCACGCCCCGUCUCAGCCCCCCGGUAGCACGGAGGGUGGCUCAGGGACCGAGGAGGUGCCGGGGGCCGGGGCAGGCGCGGCGGCGCCGGGGCCGUCCCCAGGGAUGCGGCGCAGAGCUCCGGCCCUCGGCACCGGAACCCUGGCGGCAGCGGCCGGGCCCGUCCCGCGCGGAGACCGAGAGCUGCGGGAAGGGGCCACGGAAGAGGCGGCCUCAGAGGCGGCCGGGCCACGGGGAGCCUCCGUCCCGCCACGGGGAGCCUCCGUCCCGCCGGCGCGGCCCCGCGGGCUCAGCACCACCCCGCCGGCGGCGGCCCCGGCCAGGAUCCGUCCCGCCGGCGCCCGGGAGCCCGUCACGCAGCUGCGCGUGUCCAGGAUGGCGCCGGCGCCGUGGCAUGGGCCGGGGCUGCCCGGCUGGGGGCUGAGCAGGACGAGGGAGCCCGAGGACGCCGGCGCCGGGCCCAGCUUUGACUCUGGCUUUGUUCUGAGCGCAGAGCAGCGCAGGAAGGAACCGGCCGCCAGCGAGGGCCGCCGGGAGCCCCUCGUGUACAUGGCGGUGGCCAGCGUGGUGGCCGUGCUGCUGGCCGUGGGAGGGCUGCUCUUCUACAAGUACAGACCCAGGGUCCUGGAGCGGCCGCUGGAAGACGGAGGCUGCGAGCCCCAGGAGCCAGAGAGGAGGGCGCUGCAGGAAGCCAGGGGAUGUCCAGAGCUGGAGACUCAGGACCUCUGAGGGCCCAAGGUGAGAUGUGAAGCUGCUCAGGGGAUGGAUCUGGCUGCUCCUGGUGCGAAGGAGGGUGGGUGCAGCGGCCCCUCCAUGAUGCUGAGGCUCCCUCUUCCCAGAGACUGCAACACAAGCUCCUGGCAGGGGUGAAAGGCUGGGGGGGUGCACCCUGACCCCCGGGCGCUGCGAAGCAAAGGGCUGGAAGGUGUUGGACGGUCUCAGAAGGGCUUUGCUGAGCCCCUGCGGUGCUGAGCAGGACGAUGGAGACGUUGGCACUGGCUGGGGGCUGCUGGAUCCCACUCCUUGGACGUGGCCAGCGCUGGCUGAAGAUGGAGGGGACCAGCUCCCUGAAUUCCCUGGCUCUCUUCCCACCCCAGCACAGCUGGGUUUGGAGCAGCACCCCUUGCCCCCCCGUCCCCCUUCACCCUGCCUUCAGCUGGAGCAUCCUGGAUGCUGGCAAUGGGGGGGGGUCAUCACCCCUCAGCCCUGACUUGCAACUUUAACCCUCACACUGUGAAUAUUUAAACCCCCCACCCUGUGCCCCCAUCCCCCAGCAGGGCCAGGCUUGGGGGUGAUGUCUGGCACCGUCCCAGCCCCCAGCCAUCCUGCAGCCAGAGCUCUGCCCCACGCCCGAGCUGGCCUCGGCUCACCAAGAGGGGUGUAGGGGGUUGUUUUUAAUAGAGAGGAUGAAAGUCUUUAUCCAACAGAAGUAUUUUAGGGGAGGGAGGCCCUGUCCUGCCCCCUCCCAGGGUCAGUGCUGCCCGGCAGGGUCAGAGCUGGCCUCGCCUGCCGCUGACUGCGCUCGGAGAAGGGAAACGGGGCCGGGGACAGACUCGGAUGCACGUGGGUGUCAAGGAUGGAGAUGCCCCAGCCAGGUACCCACAAAGGGGGGGCUUAUUUAUGGCUCAACCCCUUACUCUGGCUUUGGGAAGAGCCCAGUUUGGGGAAUGUAUCAUCCCCGGAGAUACCCCAAAGCCUGGGCUUGGGCCUCAUCCUGCCCCGCCCCGUGUGUGAAGCGCAGCCCGUGCUGCUCCUGGCUCUCCAGGGAGCUCUUUAUGUGAUGGAAGAAAAGGUGAACAAACCAAACUGGUGGGUUGUGUAUUUUUUUUUCUAAAGAAAGCAUUGCUAUUAAUGUUUUAUAUCUCUGGUGUGUGUAUUUAUGAGCUGCCAAAGGAGGGGAAGGGGCACUGCAAGGGAAGGGUGCAAAGCAGCAGCCAAGCCCUGACCACACCAAGGACGUUGGGGCCAGACCCUGCUGGUGCUCAGCACGGAUUUGCACCCUGGAGGAGUUGCUGGCCCUGCCCCUGAGGGAGGAAACUUGCCUUUGAGGGAGGGAACUUGCCAUUAAGCUGCAUUGGAUUUAUUUUUGCCUCUUUUUGUCUACUUUUGUCUGGUUUUGGGGGGGUUUUGGGGUUGUUUUUUUGAUACAAUGAAAUGUUGAAAUAUUUUAUACAAAGCCAUUUAAAGAUGUCUAUUUAAAGAGAGGAACAGAAAGCAGCUUGUAUAUUUAAUGUUAUUAAUAAAGAGAGAGGUGGA
Messenger RNA from Colius striatus (speckled mousebird), 3034 nucleotides. It is a transcript of the gene CSF1, whose product is annotated as colony stimulating factor 1. Gene Ontology annotation, molecular function: growth factor activity; cytokine activity. The transcript has 9 exons. NCBI's taxonomy places the organism in Eukaryota, Metazoa, Chordata, Aves, Coliiformes, Coliidae. Gene Ontology annotation, biological process: osteoclast differentiation; positive regulation of macrophage differentiation. The record is from RefSeq and is a predicted model, not a curated record. Bases 68 to 1507 code for a protein of 479 amino acids. Gene Ontology annotation, cellular component: membrane.